Nelumbo nucifera (sacred lotus) is the source of this 2477-nucleotide messenger RNA. Lineage: Eukaryota; Viridiplantae; Streptophyta; Magnoliopsida; Proteales; Nelumbonaceae. The record is from RefSeq and is a predicted model, not a curated record.
AAAAGUUAAAGCCAGUUCUGUAGUUUUAUUUUAUGUGUUGGCUCCAUUUCCGCUUCGGAGCACCACCAAUGUUAUCAAUCACACACGCCGCUAUGUUAUCUAUCACUCGCGAAACAACGCUGCAAUUGCUAUGAUUGAUCUACUGAGGUUGUAACCACUCUUGUCUGCAGUCGUUGUCGGUGACCUGAUCCUGUUCUGAUUUGCUUGUGCGCUCGUCGUCGGUCUCUUCGUUCUUUCUCGCUGCUUUUGAGAAGCUUGAGUACAGAAGUAAUUCUUGGAGGUGGUGGGCAUGGCGCCAAGCAUCAGAAAGGCGAUCGGAGCCGUUAAGGACCAGACCAGCAUUGGAUUGGCAAAGGUCGCCGGUAAUACCGCUCCGGACUUGGAGGUGGCGAUCGUGAAGGCGACGAGUCACGAUUACGAUCCUACCGACGAGAAGUAUAUCAGAGAGAUCUUGACUCUGACUUCGUAUUCGAGAGGGUACGUCAAUGCCUGUGUUGCUACCGUGUCGAGGCGGCUAGGUAAAACACGGGAUUGGAUUGUGGCGCUCAAGGCAUUGAUUCUCGUUCACCGGCUGUUAAACGAGGGAGAUCCGGUGUUUCAACAGGAGAUCCUUUACGCGACUCGCAGGGGAACUCGUCUUCUUAAUAUGUCUGAUUUUCGCGAUGAGGCGCAUUCGAAUUCAUGGGAUCACUCUGCCUUUGUUCGGACCUAUGCGCUCUAUCUUGAUCAGCGACUUGAGUGUAUGAUGCAUGAGAGGAAACAGCGAGGUGGUGGCAGUGGCCACGGCAGGGAUGAUAGGCUUGGGGACAGAGACGACCGGUGGAGGCCGCCACCGCGGUCUUAUGAGUACGAGUAUGGAGAAUUCAGAGAUGAACCUGGUUAUGGAAACUACGGUGGACCGCCACGGCGGUCUAGGUCUUAUGGGGAUUUAAAUGAAUCACAAGGACGGGAGGAAAGGAAGCCAGUGACGCCGCUUAGGGACAUGAAGCCCGAAAGAGUUUUGGGCAGGAUGCAUCAGCUGCAGCGGCUUCUCGAUAGGUUCUUGGCCUGUCGACCCACCGGCACGGCCAAGAACAGUAGAAUGGUGCUCGUUGCGCUGUACCCUGUUGUCAAGGAAAGUUUCCAGCUUUAUGCGGAUAUAUGCGAGAUAUUGGCUGUGUUGCUUGAUAAAUUCUUUGACAUGGAAUACCCUGAAUGUGUGAAAUCUUUUGAAGCAUAUGCUACUGCAGCCAAGCAGAUUGAUGAGCUUGUGGCGUUUUAUAAUUGGUGUAAGGACGUAGGAGUGGCAAGGUCAUCGGAGUAUCCCGAAGUGCAGAGGAUUACCGACAAGCUUUUGGAGACAUUGGAGGAGUUCAUGAGGGACAGAGCAAGAAGGCCGAAGAGCCCUGAGAGACCCCGUGAGGAGAAAACGCCAGCGCAAGAGCCGGAACAGGAUAUGAAUGAGAUAAAGGCUCUCCCUGCGCCGGAAAAUUGCACUCCAGCACCACCACCACCUGAACCAGAGCCCAAACCACAGCAACAGCAGGUAACAGCGGACUUGGUGGAUUUAAGGGAUGAUGGUGCUUCUGCUGAAGAUCAGUCAAACAGGUUGGCGCUGGCUUUGUUUUGUGGAGGGCCUAAUGGAAAUGGCAAUAACUCUUGGGAGGCAUUCCCAUCUGAUGGAGGUGCAUCUGGGCAGCCUGAAGUAACCUCAGCGUGGCAGACUCCUGCUGCCGAGGCUGGAAAGGCGGAUUGGGAGUUGGCUCUGGUGGAAACAGCAAGCAACCUAUCAAAGCAGAAAGCCACAUUGGGCGGGGGGUUUGACCCAUUGCUCCUGAACGGCAUGUAUGAUCAGGGGGCUGUGAGACAGCACAUGAGAACUGCACAAUUGACCGGAGGCAGUGCAAGCAGUGUGGCAUUGCCAAUGCCGGGGCCAGGCAAGAGUGCAACGCCAGUGCUGGCCCUUCCUGCUCCAGAUGGGACGGUCCAGACAGUUGGGCAGGACCCGUUCGCGGCAUCGCUAAGUAUUCCACCACCGGCUUACGUGCAGAUGGCAGAUCUCGAGAAGAAACAGCACUUACUAACUCAGGAACAGCAGCUAUGGCAGCAGUAUGCCAGGGAGGGGAUGCAGGGCCAAGUGAGUUUGGCCAAGAUCAAUGGGACUGGUUUCUACACCCAAGGUCCACCUGCAAUGAUGCCAUAUGGGAUGCCACAGUAUGGAAUGCCUCCUGCCACUGGUAUGGGACCAGGUGGAUACUACAACCACACACCUUACUGAUUUUGUUUGACCCAUGUAUGAGAAUAAUCAUUUGUAUGCCAUAAUGCUCUUGAAACUGCUUCACAGUUUCUUUCUCUGAAUCUGAGAAAGAGAGUAAUGUGGGUUGGCUUUACAUGGGGCUCUUUUCUAGGGUUUAAUCAAUAUUAAUCAUGUAUCCAUUAUAGUUCUUUACUUGUUCUUCUGUAAUAUUAAAAUUAUCUUUUAACAUCUUUAGGAACCU